This is a messenger RNA of Canariomyces notabilis, 2292 nucleotides long. Its product is annotated as ARP5-like protein. Gene Ontology annotation, cellular component: Ino80 complex; cytoplasm. The transcript has 4 exons. The record is from RefSeq and is a predicted model, not a curated record. The coding region runs from base 1 to 2292 and encodes 763 amino acids. Gene Ontology annotation, biological process: regulation of DNA-templated transcription. NCBI's taxonomy places the organism in Eukaryota, Fungi, Ascomycota, Sordariomycetes, Sordariales, Chaetomiaceae.
AUGGCGCCUUCGGCGACAGACGACAUCGUUAGCAGGAGAGAGGCCUGGAAGCAACUACCCCCGCCGACAGUGUAUCCUGUCAAGGAAGCCAGAUUCGAGAAAUACUUGCCGCCGCAAGUAGAUGGACGCGAACGGGCUCUAGCGCAACCCCCAGGCCAGGCGGCCAUAGUCAUCGACAAUGGUUCUUCCUCCGUCCGGGCAGGCUGGUCCUUCGAGUCCAAGCCACGGUUGGCGAUUCCUCCCAUCAUGGCCAAAUACCGGGAUCGGAAACUUAACAAGACCUUCUCCUUCGCGGGCCAGGACUGCUACGCUGACACCACUGCCCGUGGACACAUUCGAAACGCGUUCGAAGCCGGCACCGGAAUCAUAAGCAACUGGGACGUCAUGGAACAUGUUUUGGACCAUGUAUUCAUAAAGCUCGGAAUGAACGGGGUCGAAGGCGGCAUAGACAUGCCCAUUGUCAUGACCGAGGCGGUUGCAAAUCUACCAUAUUCAAGAAAAUCAUUAACCGAGAUAAUUUUUGAGUGCUACGGCGCGCCCAGCCUGGUCUACGGCAUCGAUUCGCUCUUCUCAUACCGCUACAACAAGGGCCAGACUGGUCUGGUGGUAUCCUCGUCCUAUAGCGCGACACAUCUAAUACCCGUCUACAACUCCAAAGCCAUGCUGGCUCAGGCCAUCAGACUGAACUGGGGCGGCUGGCACGCUGCCGAGUACCUCUUAAAACUUAUCAAGCUCAAGUAUCACACGGGGUUUCCUGGCAAACUCAACUCCUCACAGGCAGAGCAAAUGGUCCGGGAUUUCUGCUACGUCUCCUUGGACUACGACCGGGAACUCGCGCGAUUCCUGGACUGGACUGGGCUAGAAGACAGGGAGCGCAUUGUCCAGUACCCCUAUACGGAAGAAGUUGUUGUUCAGAAGACAGAGGAGGAGUUGGCGCGGAUAGCCGAGAGGAAGAAGGAGAGCGGCCGGAGGCUUCAAGAGCAGGCUGCCAAAAUGCGCUUGGAGAGGUUGAUGAAGAAGGAGCAAGAGCUCGAAUACUACAAAGAUGUGCAGAGGCGAAUUGCCGACCAGAACAAGAAGGAAGUCAAACGUCUGCUCGACGAAGCUGAGUUGAAGGAUGAGGCGGCGUUGGAGCGAGUGAUCAGAGAGCUUGAACGGUCGAUCAAGCGGGCCCGGACUAAAGACUUAGGUGGCGAGCAGGAGGAAGAGCAGGAAGCUCCCGAUUUUAGCCUCCUCGACGUGCCGGACGACCAGCUUGACGAGGCAGGCCUGAAGCAGAAGCGCCAACAGCGCCUGCUCAAAUCCAACCACGACGCGAGGGCGCGCGCAAAGGCUGAAAAGGAAGCCGAAAAGGCGCGGAUAGCCGAAGAGGCGCGCCUGGACGAGGAGAGGCGGAUCAACGACCUCGAGGGCUGGCUCGAAGACAAGCGACAAGCGCGUCUUGCCAAGCUGGCCCAGAUCAAGGAGCGCGAGCGGCUCAAGGCCGACCUGGGCAACCGCAAAUCCCUCGCCAGCCAGAUUCGCAUGAAGAACAUCGCCAACCUCGCGUCGGACAACCCAUCAGGCGCAUCGGGGGGUCGCAAGCGUCGACGUGGUGGCGACGAUGACGACUUUGGCGCCGACGACGCCGACUGGGGCGUGUACCGCAGCGUAGCCAUUGGCGCCAACAAGGGCGACAGCGACGACGACGAGGAAGGCGAGGAAGAUCUCGAGGCGGCCGUGCGCGCGCUCGAGGCUGACUUGCUUACCUACGACAAGGACUUCACCUACGAGCACACGCUUGACGCGCAAAAGGACUGGUCCAAGUCCCUGCUGCACGCCUUCCGCUACGGGCCGCGGCCCUUCGACCCGUCGUCGCCCGCCGAGACGCACCGCAUCCACCUCAACGUCGAGCGCAUCCGCGUGCCCGAGGUGCUGUUCCAGCCCAGCGCCAUCGCCGGCGUCGACCAGGCCGGCAUCGUCGAGAUCGCCGGCGACAUACUCACCCAGCGGCUCCCUUCCAUCGCCGGGCUGGACAGAGACCAGUUCCUGCGCGACGUGUUUUUGACGGGGGGCAACACCCUCUUUCAGAACUUUGACGAGAGGCUGCGCUCCGGCCUGACGGCGCUGCUCCCCGCGGGAGCCCCCCUCGUUAUCCGCCGCGCCGAGGACGCCGUGCUGGACGCGUGGAGAGGCGCUGCCGGGUGGGCGUGCACCCCCGAGGCUAAGAAGGCGUGGGUUACCCGCGAGGAGUACUUGGAGAAGGGGGCGGAGUAUUUCAAGGAACAUGACUUGGGCAAUGCUUUUGGGUGA